AUGGAUCAAGUCGCCGUGAGAUGUACCAAAUGCGGCUCCGAGGUGAAAAUUCUGGCCAAUCUAUGGACGCAGAUAGGCAAGAAACACAUCACACCAGUAACCCACGUGGAGGACAAGAACGAGGCGGAUAAGAUCACUGCAACAGGUGCGAUUCGGAUUGGUGAUGCGAACACUUUGGUCGAGGGCUGUGAGCUUCGAAAUGCCGAAUGUUCAUCGUGCCACACAAACAUAGGCCAGAAAUGCUUAACAGUUCCUUCAAACCACGUAUUUACUAGUGGCCAAAUCAUCUUUCGUCUUGCGAACAUAUCACUUAAAGUCGCCUCAGAUCUCCGUCGCAAAGCUGAACCCAAGAUACAGCAAACCCUUAAUCUCAGGGUUAAACCAAUCACAACUCAGGGCAAACCCUCAACUCUGAACGGCGAGGCUACUCCUCGAACUGAACCUUCUCCAAGCAGGGAUAGGUUCGACAUCAUGCAGAUCCAAACAGAUCUCGAGGCUCAGCAAGAUGAAAUCCAGCGUAUUGGCACAGCUGGAUUCCAAGUCAUAUCGACGUUGAAUAGCACAGUCGCGCGCUUCGAAAAGCAGAUGCGGGAGCUGAGCGACUCCGUUGCCAGUGUUCGCAAAGAUGGGGAAGGACAACAGGCCGACAUCAAGUCUCUCAAAACUCAAAUGAGUGACGCCAAGCGGAAAGGUGACAGUGACGCCGUGAUUGCUCGUCUGGAUAAGCAGCUUCAAACGACGGACAGAGUGGUCUCUGAACUUCGACAAAUGAUCCAGAAAUCCAAGAUAGAGACCACGGGUCUUCGACUUGAUCUAGCGACUGCACACAAGGAGAUUGCAGAAGUGAAAAGGACAAAUGAACGUCUCAAAGAAGACGCUGCCGAAGCAAAGCAGGUAGCGCAGGAAGGCAUCGCUACGUCCAAGCUAUAUGCUUCUGAGGUGGCAUCGUUGAGGCGGGAAAUUACACAGCUACGGUCCGAACUUGGACAAGAAAACACACACCAUGCUUCGAUGGACGAAGACUCCUCCAUUACAUCUCAUCAACUGGACAUUCUCGCUAGCAACAUAUCCAAGAUUGGAAACAGGGCUAGCCAGGUCGAAUCUCUACAGAUGGAGUUUGACCUCUUCAGAACUCGAAUACAGCGGCUAGAAGCUCGAGUUGUCGGUGGCAUGCCCAACCCCAAUCGGAAAGACGUUCGUGCUUCUCGGGCAGAGUACACUCCCGCGGUUGAGCAGGAUAGCCAGUCUCACUACGGAUCAACUACGCGCAAGAAGCGGCCGACAGUAGGUGGUGAAGAAAAUCAUAUUCUCAACUCAACUCCUCCAAAACGGGUAGCCCUCUCAUCGGACUAUCCUAGCCUUGCUACCGUAGGCUAUGUUAGCACUAGCGAGCAUCGACAAUCAUCACCCGGGACUAUGGAUUUGAUAGAGACGCCUGUCCAACGGCGGGCUACAGCAGCAUCAACCAAGAAGAGUACUGCAAAGCGCGGUAGAUGGGGAGCAAAGGCCUAA
Trichoderma harzianum CBS 226.95 is the source of this 1512-nucleotide messenger RNA. RefSeq lists its product as hypothetical. Lineage: Eukaryota; Fungi; Ascomycota; Sordariomycetes; Hypocreales; Hypocreaceae. The record is from RefSeq and is a predicted model, not a curated record. The transcript has 3 exons. Bases 1 to 1512 code for a protein of 503 amino acids.